Molecule: messenger RNA, 1686 nt
Organism: Parnassius apollo (apollo)
Lineage: Eukaryota; Metazoa; Arthropoda; Insecta; Lepidoptera; Papilionidae
Source: the annotation of a GenBank genome assembly
AUGUCAAUGCACUUUAUGCAAUGGACUGUAUGCCGCGUGUGCGCGUAUGUGUGUGCAGGAGUGCUGGGCAACUGUUGGCUGCUGUCCGCGCUGGCGGUGCUGGCGGAGCGCAGCGCGCUGGUGCGCGGCGUGCUGGUGCGCGGUGAGCCGGCGCGCGGCGCCUACCAGCUGCGCCUGUGCAAGGACGGCCGCUGGCUCACCGUCACCGUCGACGACCUGCUGCCCUGCAACAAGAAGGGCCAGCUCGUGUACUCGCAGGCGAAGCGGAAACAGCUGUGGGUUCCAUUGAUUGAAAAAGCCGUAGCGAAACUGCACGGUUGUUACGAAGCACUUGUCUCCGGAAGAGCUAUUGAGGGGCUGUGCACGCUGACGGGCGCGCCGUGCGAGUCGGUGUCGCUGCAGGCAGGCGGCGGCGGCGCGGGCCCGCUGGAGGCGUUGGACCGUGACCUGGUGUGGGCGCAGCUGCUCUCCUCGCGCCAGGCCUGCUUCCUCAUGGGCGCCAGCUGCGGCGGCGGCAACAUGAAGGUAGACGAGGAGGAGUACCAGCGGCUGGGGCUGCGGCCGCGGCACGCGUACUCCGUGCUGGACGUGGUGGAGCUGUGCGGGGGUGCGGGCGGGGCGGGCGGCGCUCCGCUGCGCCUGCUGCGGCUGCGCAACCCGUGGGGCCACUACACGUGGCGCGGCGCCUGGGCGCACGCCUGCCCGCGCUGGACCGACGCGCUGCGCCGCGCCCUAGCCCCUCACACGGCGCCCGACGACCGCGACCACGGGGUCUUCUGGAUUGCGUUCGACGAUGUGCUCAAAUAUUUCGACUGUAUCGACAUAUGCAAAGUCCGAGUUGGAUGGCACGAAGUUCGGUUGGCGGGUAUUUUGCCACCAAUGUCCUCUACACGACACCUCACGUGCCUGUUACUUACCGCCACGCAACCCACCGAAGUCGACUUUACUCUGUUUCAAGAGGGACAAAGGAAUUCGGCAAAAAGUCAACGCUCGCAACUUGAUCUGUGCGUGGUCGUGUUCAGAACGAAGUCAGGGCCGAAUGCGCAAGUUGGGAAGUUGGUCGCUCACAGUAAAAGGCAGGUGCGCGGGUUUGUGGGGUGCCACAAGAUGCUGGAGAAGGGGUUCUACCUGGUGGUGUGCCUGGCGUUCAACCACUGGCACACGGGGCUGGAGGGCGGCGGGCACGGCGCCUGGCCGCGGCACGUGCUGGCCGUGCACUCCAGCAAGCCUCUGGCCGUGCGCCGCCCGCCGCUGCACCCGCACCUGCUGGCUGACGCCAUCAUCGGCCUCACGCUGGCGCGCGGCCAGCGCCACGAGGGCCGCCAGGGCAUGACCGCCUACUACCUCACCAAGGGCUGGGCAGGUUUGGUAGUGAUGGUAGAAAAUCGCCACACAGACAAAUGGAUACACGUGAAGUGUGACUGCCAAGAAAGCUACAACGUGGUAUCCACAAGAGGGGAGCUGAAGACGAUCGAUUCCGUGCCACCUUUGCACAGACAAGUGAUAAUAGUCCUUACGCAGUUGGAGGGGAGUGGCGGUUUUUCCAUAGCACAUCGCCUUACCCAUCGGCUAGCUGGCGGUGCUCGACUGCAGGACUGGGCGCCACACUCCGACGACGAACCGCGUCAUCGCCCACCGCUGGCCCGUCGCCUCUACGGACUUCAUGCGCCGCGCCUUAUUACCUAG